AUGGGGUGCCCUUUCGCCCAGCUGUCGCCCUUGUUGCUGCUCAGCUGUCUCGUGCUCUUCUUCCAGUUCGGGGCGUCUUUCCUCUCACCGAAGCCGCUGCUGGCCUCUCUGCAGCGCGGGCGAUCCUUGGCAGAUGCCUCCGCUGGCGUAGGCUCAUCGUCCCGAAGCCGGGCGGCGUCGCCGCCACCGCACCACGGGGGUUCCUCGAGGGACGGGGGGGGCAGGGGGGGGUCGUCUCGCAGCGGCGGGGGGCCGCGCAUGCUGGGCGUGUCGGACGUGCUGGCGCCCCCGGAGCUGCAGCUGCAGUCGGACGAGGGCUUCGAGGGGGAGCCGCUGGCCUGGACGGAGUCGCUAGGCUCGGGAGGUCCGCUUUUCUUUGCGGACCUUCUCCGGACGCAGGCGUCCACUCUCGAGUUCGAGCUGGCACUCGGCCGGUCGCCAGUGCCCCGGUGCAUGGACACCGUGUGCAACCCGGAGCGCCGGUCGCGGGUGCGGAACCUCAUUUAUACCGGCGACCGCGUGCGUAAGGUCCGCAUGAGCUACCUCGACACUCCGGACAUGCAGGUGUACAGCACCGUUGCGUACAGCGCCCCAGGCCACGACUUCCCCCUGCUCGGCCUCUCCGCCAUGGCGAUGGGGAGCGUGAGGGUGCUGGCGCUGGACUUGCAGCCUCUUUUCCCCGGCGAGGACUACGCCGCCAAGUACGCCGACGCGAACGCUAAGCUCAAGGCCAUCCGGAACAAGUACCCGCAGCUGGGCGAGGAGCUUCGAAAGGAUUACUACAAGGGGUCACCCUUUUUCUCGGACAGCAUGAUGUACGCGAGAUGGGGGCCUAAGGAAGAGGCGGACGGUUUCAUGGACAAGGUUGUCAUGCCUGCCUUUCGAGAGUGCAUGCAAGCGUACGUUGAAAUCGUCAACCAGGCCCCCGCGCACGCGCCAGGUUCUCCCACCGAACAGGCGGUACUAGAGCGACAGGCAGAGUUCGACCGAUUUCACGCCGAACGCGAACAAGUGCGACCGAUCUUGACCUCCAAGUUUGGCGCCUCGUUCGCGGACACUUACGUUUCGGACUUCCUCUUCGCGUACGGUGGCGGUCAACGGUAACGGCUCUUCCGGAAAAGAGCCGUUGGGAGAGCACGUUGGUAGGAGACGAUUUGGGGGCGGGCACGUUUUUGUAACGCCAUCGGCUGGGUCUGAGCCCAACGGGUUGUGUGGCGUGUGUGUGUUUUUGUCCUCCGGUCUAUGGAUUGUGUUGCGUGAGAGCACCCAGCGUGUUUGUUGGAACCGUCCCCGUCGUAGAUUGGUGCUGUUGCUCUUCAACCCUAUUGUAGAUGUUAUUGCGCUGUACACACCGGCUGUUCCCAGCGCUAUAUUGGUUUGUGAUAGCGACUCCCGGCCGCUUUAGGCCGGCUUGUCGUGGCGGCUGAUCUCGGGCACCCGCCACUUUUUUACCUGAAAUGGCGCGCCCGUGCUCCUCGUGAAAAAGUUGAUUUUGGCCUACAACGCGCUUGUUAUGACGCCACCUCUCGGCCGCGCGUCACAGCAGUAGCUUGUGGUGGGUGGAGCUUCUACAAGUAAUUUAUGUGCUAUAGCUGCCUAGUACUGGCGAGAGGACCGGGGCAUUCGUGGGGUCGGCAUGCCGGGCGAUUUGAGACUAUUUUUGUCUAGGGGAGACUGUAAUAAUGUAGCAAGGAGCUUUUGUGUGUAUUGCUGCUUUUGUUGUUUUCGUGACAAGAUGAGCUGUUCGGGGUUCCCGGCGGUCGGUACGAGCUGUGUAUGGUUGGCGUGUUGGUAACGUGGACAUAUCUUUCCGACAGCCAGUCAACCACACCUCAUUCGAGGACCGCUAUGAGACUAUCUUCCACAUCCACCAAAAGCCUACCACGUGCCAAGAGCGUAGGGUCUGCUGCUUCUGACAAAGACCGUUCUUGUUGCUGCGUACGGGGGGGGCAUGUAACAACGUCAUGUGCUGUUGCGAACACUCUGAAAAAAGUUGCUUUUGACGCCACCUCUCGACCGCGCGUCACAGCAGCAGUUUGUGGUGCGUGGAGGUUCUAGAAGUAAUAGAUGUGCAUAGCUGCCUAGUACUGGGGGGAGGACUGGGAUGUCCUUGUGGUCGGUAUGCCGGGCGAUGUGAGACUCUUGUCUAGGGGAGACUGUCAUUGUAGCAAGAACGGAGCUUUGGUGUUGAUUUACUUCUUUUUUGUGAGCUUUUUGGGGUUCCCGGCCGUCGGUACGAGCUGUUUGGUUGGUCCUUGCUAGUAACGUGGACAUAUCUUUCCGACAGCCAGUCAACCACACCUCUUUCUAG
Molecule: messenger RNA, 2311 nt
Organism: Ectocarpus siliculosus
Lineage: Eukaryota; Phaeophyceae; Ectocarpales; Ectocarpaceae
Source: the annotation of a GenBank genome assembly